This is a messenger RNA of Lingula anatina, 2096 nucleotides long. Its product is annotated as negative elongation factor A. Gene Ontology annotation, cellular component: NELF complex. The record is from RefSeq and is a predicted model, not a curated record. Lineage: Eukaryota; Metazoa; Brachiopoda; Lingulata; Lingulida; Lingulidae. Gene Ontology annotation, biological process: negative regulation of transcription elongation by RNA polymerase II.
UUCAAUAUGGCCUCUCGAGAAGGGGACACUGCGCUGUGGCUCCACAAUAAGUUGGGUUCUACUGAUGAUUUUUGGUCUGGAAGGUCCAUAUGUUCUCAACUUACACAAGAUAAGCUACAGAGUAUAUUGGGUUGUUUUCAAGCGCUGCAACCACACGUUAAAGUCAAACUGAUGCUGUCUUUUCUGCACCUUGCAAGGCGCAAUGUGGAAGAGUGGAAGGUGGACCUGGAAGAAAUCCUGGAGCUGGCUUCCAAUGACAGUGACCAGUGGGUCUCCACUGUGGCAGAUAUUUUACGGUCUUUUCCGUCAACUGGUGCUCUGAAUCUCCAGUUGGAUGAUACAAAUCCAACAUUCUCAUCCAUUGUUACAGAUCUGAAGAAGCUCGUAAAAAAAUCUGCAGAUGCUGGGAUGCUGCCAUUAGAAUGUUUAUAUCUAAACACCAAAGCAUUAACCUCUCUAGCUGGCCAACCACCACAACCUGUGAAGCAUUUUGCUUUAAAAAGAAAACCUAAAUCAGCAGCACUCAGAGUGGAACUUCUACAGAAAUCCACUGAAGCUGCAAACAAUGUAAAGAAGGGAACAACUACACAUUCGCUGCCAAUCAAAGUAAGAAGUUUUGCUAAAAAGAUGGAUGACACAACACCUCUUAAAGGCAUACCAAAUAAAACUGGCUUCAGAGCUCCUGCUGCCAUAGGGAACAGACUAGGAGGUACUCCUCUGUCACAUAGGACUCCUACUGGGGCAAGGAAGAGUGGGGGAAUCAAGUUGUUAGACAUCACAGAACAGCCAGUUGGAGGAAAAGAAGCUAAAAGGAGGAAAAAACAAGCAGAUCAAGAAGCAACAGAACAACAGAAGAAAGAAAAAGACCAAGCCUCUGCCACUCCAGAUUAUGCUGCUGGACUGUUUUCACCUGCUACUCCUCGCCCAACGUCACAAACAGCAUCAGCAGGUGGUUCUUUACCACACACAGGGCCCAGUUAUGUCCCAGCUCCAGCUAGUAGAUUGCCCACCAUUGCAGGGGGCACUACAACACUUCCCACCUCCAGUGUGUCAGCUGCCACCCAGGCUGCACGGGAGAAUCUACAGCAGCAGCUGCAGCAACAGUUGAAUAACUCACAAAUUAGAACACAGGGACAGACACAGAGUGUCAGCAAUGUGCAACAGCAGUUGCAACAGCAGCAGCAGCAACAGCAGCAGUCUAAUCAAAAUCAACAAAAGAAGGGGUUAUCCUUAACAAGAGAACAAAUGAUGGAGGCUCAAGAAAUGUUCCGUACAUCCAACAAAGUUACACGUCCAGAAAAAGCGCUCAUUCUUGGUUUUAUGGCAGGUGCUAGGGAGAACCCUUGUCCUCAGCAAGGAGAUAUAGUUAACAUUCAUUUAAGUGAAGCUAUAGAAAAUGUGCAACAGACUGGUAUUACCAAACAAAUGAUUGCAGAUACUUACUUUGUUAUGAAUUAUGCCAGUGGGGAAUGGAAAAGGGUGAAAAAAUACAGAGAUAUGCAACCUACAGAUUCGGCGCUAAAGACAUGAUGGUGAAAUGGAGUUUUCACUUCAAAAGUGAAAAAGAAGACAGUGAAAAAGUAGAAUUUUCUGUUUUGUUUUGUAAUUCAUUAAGAUAAGUUGACUAAAGAUCUGACUGGAUACAUGUUGUAAAGAAACAUUUCAACUUUUUGUAUUGUCUUGUGUUGUGAGAGUAUUCCAUUUCAUGUAAUCAAAAAUGUGACAGAAGUGGUACUUAGUACUUAGUAACAUGGUACCAGUUUUGCAGUCUAGGCUGGGGCAGAGGAUUUUGCAAUGCUGAGGUGGGACACAGACUUCAACAUAUUCAUGAUGUUGCAGCUUCAAGUAGUCAGUAAAACUGUAGCCUCUCUUACAUAACAAGUAAACAACUGAGUGAAAAUUCAGUAUAUGUAAAGUGAAGCUUAUUUUGAUUUCUAAGAUAUAGGAAGUCGCAAAAACUUGGUAUUGAUAUUAGAAAAAAAACUAUAAGCUUUAUAAGUGGACAUGGUGAAUAUCUUUCCAUUAAGUCUUUGGAAAUGUGCAUCAGCAGGUUGCAUCCAGUUUUUAAUAAACUUGUCUCAGAAUUUUUGAUUUGU